Sander lucioperca (pikeperch) is the source of this 3834-nucleotide messenger RNA. RefSeq names its product polycomb group RING finger protein 3. Bases 235 to 984 code for a protein of 249 amino acids. The record is from RefSeq and is a predicted model, not a curated record. Gene Ontology annotation, cellular component: PRC1 complex. The transcript has 10 exons. Lineage: Eukaryota; Metazoa; Chordata; Actinopteri; Perciformes; Percidae. Gene Ontology annotation, biological process: regulation of transcription by RNA polymerase II.
GCAUGCGCCUCACUGCUCCAGGAGUGCUGUUUCGGCCUGUUCCGCGGCCGCUCGGUCAUUUUCGCCUCUUUGUUGUACUGAUAGUGGAUUUAACUCGGAUUCAACCCAAUAUCCAGCGGACCGUGCUGCUCCCAAACAGGCUCCAAUGAGAGGCUCUCCAUGAUGAGGAGCUAACACUGUCGGCCUCACAACCGCAGGAAGAGACGUGGCUGCUGCACCAUCCACAGUCGACGCAUGGCGGUAUUAGGGAACCCCGACAUGCUGACGAGGAAGAUAAAGCUGUGUCAUAUCAACGCCCACAUCACAUGUCGUCUGUGUGAUGGCUACCUGAUCGACGCCACCACUGUCACCGAGUGCUUACACACCUUCUGUAGAAGCUGCCUAGUGAAGUAUCUGGAGGAAAACAACACAUGCCCCACAUGUAGGAUUGUUAUUCAUCAGAGCCACCCACUGCAGUACAUCGGCCAUGACAGAACAAUGCAAGACAUUGUCUACAAGUUGGUACCGGGACUUCAAGAGGCGGAGAUAAAGAAGCAGCGGGAGUUCUAUCAGAAGUUGGGGAUGGAGGUGCCUGGAGACAUUAAAGGAGAGCUUUGCAACAUGAAGACUCAUCUAGAUCAACGCAAUGGCGAUACAAAAUCCGAGGAGACGGCCAAUAAGGAGGCAGGAGAGGAGAAACCAGAAGAGGACAACGACUAUCACCGAAGCGACGAGCAGGUCAGCAUCUGCUUGGAGUGCAACAGCAGCAAGCUCCGAGGUCUGAAGCGCAAGUGGAUCCGCUGUUCAGCACAAGCCACAGUCCUCCACCUCAAGAAGUUCAUCGCCAAAAAGCUUAACCUGACGUCAUUUAAUGAGCUGGACAUUUUAUGCAAUGAGGAGAUCUUGGGAAAGGACCACACUUUGAAAUUUGUUGUUGUGACAAGAUGGAGAUUUAAGAAAUCCCCCCUCCUGCUCCAUUACAGACCCAAGAUGGAUCUGCUGUAGCUAAAACGGACACAACGGUGGUUGUUAUGUUUUUUUUGGCCCAGUGGCCGCAGACUGUGCCGAAACCUUUUUGUUUUUAAUUUAUGCAAAGACGAUCAACCAACACCAAGCAAACACCCCCGACGGUAAAAGUCAACACAAGCCAGCAAAUCGGGAUCUAAAGGGGCGGGGCGGGGGGGGCAACUACAAGAAAAACCGGCAACCUCCAGCACAGCACUGCAACACUGGUGUGUUUUUAGGAACUAAAACAACCUUUUUUUUUUUGUCCGCUACAUCCUAGAUAUGUGAACAACACGAAAAAGAAAAAAAAAAAACUAAUGGAGAGAAAGCAUAUAUUUAUACUUUUGUACAGAAGAGACACAUGGAACCAAGACACUACUGGUGCUCUGUUUACACGCAAACAAGAUGUCGGGAAUCAAGUGACCGUCUUUUUGAGCUUCAUGCAGAUUUCAUCCUCCUGAGACAAUGACUGAGAGGGGAGGAGGUUUUUUUUUUUUUUUUUUAUAUAUAUAUAAAAAGGUGUUUUUUCUUCAACAAUACACUUGACACGUCUUGGGAGCACAGAAAGUAUAUGGAAAAAGUUAUAUAACAGGCAUCAAUUCUUAGCUGUUUAUCAAGUAAAUUGUCUCUGAAUCUUUUUUUUUUUUUCCUUCAUUUUGUUGGCUUUGUCUAAUUUGCUAUUGGGUUCUUGAUGAUUGUCAAUUGUGAAUAGGCUAAAAAAUUUGUGUAGUAAUUUAUGUUCUAUAUACCAAUAUUGUACAUACAAAAUGUCAUUACAGAGAGAGAGAGAGAGAGGCUGAAGAGAGUAAGAGAGACUUUAGACUGUUUUAAAAAAAAAAAUGAAGUGGAUCCCAGAAGUGCUAUCUAUAUUUGGGGCGGUAAGUGUCCGGAGGCGGUAAAUUGGGAUUUUUAAAGACAGACUCACUAUCAGUAUCAAAAAUAUAUAGAUGCAUCUUUAUGUUGUCUGAGAAAGACACAAAACAAAUAUAUCAAAAUCCUCUGCCAUUUGUGUGUAUGUGGGAUCUGAGUGUUUUAUUGCUCUCAUAGCAUUACAAGACUUUAAGCUUCAAAAGUACCUCCCCCCCCACACCCUAAUGCUCCUUAUCUCACCUGCCUUCCCUGUUGUUUUUUUGUUUGUUUUUUUAAGACCUCAACAUCAACAAAUUAUGUCUUAACAAUAAUUACACAAAACACUCAUGUUCAAAAAUGACCUGCAGGACAUACAAAUGCAAUAUUUAGGCAGAGAACUUGUUCAUUUUUUUUUUUUUUGUAGAUUUCACACCAUGCAGUCCUUUAAUAUCCGUCAUUGUGUUUCUGUAGCACCAGGCAGGCACAGCUUUUGGGUUGAGCUGCUAGCAGCAGAUGUUUGCACCCUGCACCCUCCAUAAAUUUCAUUUUCAUUCCGCUACAUUUGCAAAACUCUCUCAAAGCUGCAAUAGAAAUGAUUUGUGUAGCUUGUAAAAUACACGGCAGUCUCACUUGUCUUGUCAUGACAAAUUGAAGCUGCGUCUUGUCCUAUUUUGCCCAAAUUUAAUUCUGGUGUGAAGUACGGACAUUUUCUCGCCCACCGUGAAGUGGGUUGACAUUUGUAAGUUAAGAGCAAAACAUGGUAAACUGCGAGCUUUCUCUUCAGAGCUGGACUUCCUCGGUAUGACACAUCACAGACGGGCCGGUUUGAUAAACAUGCAGAUUACUGACGUGACAUUGUUGUGUUUAUGGGGUAUUUUUCAGUUACUUCUCACUGCCAGUUGGAGUUGCAGAUGCGCAAAGUUACACUGUUUAAAAAAAAAAAAAAUUCUGAAAGUCAAGUGGAUAUUAUUUUUUUGUCAGGAAACCAGUAUAAACUUUGGAUUUCUUUUGCAGGAUAGCCAGUGUUCAAUAUUGUUGACGUCACAAGACACAAAUUUUCAAGUAUUUUUUGAGAACUUGCAAAUUCAGGUUUUGCACAGGGAGGUUUUUUGAGCAUUUUGAUAAUGAAUUUCUGAAAAAAAGAAAUGACUACUGUUUUCGGUCAUUUGGUGCUUAUAAAUGUAUGUUUCUAAUCUUGAGGAGGAUUGUUCCUCAGGAACUAGCUGUUCUCAACUGUGUGACACAAAUGUCUUUACUCACAACAUUCAUAGUAAACUGCUAAACUGUCUUUAACGUUACCACAACUGGAUCCUGAAACGCCAUGUCAGACCUCAAGUAGUAUUACCUCACUGACCUUUCUGUAACUAAACAUCAAUUAUUUCCCCUUUUGCAUUGUAUCUGUCCACUACACACUGUUUUGUCUGUGUGUUCACAUACAGGGUUCUUAUGCAUCAUUAGGCUCCAAAAGUCUGGAAAAAAUAUAUUAAUUUGGCAACUUUCUUUCAAUUGGUUAACAAGUCUGAAAGGUAUGACACACAGACGUUUGUUGGAAACCCUCUUGUCAUGGUAUUUGCAAUUUUGUCUAGUGAUCUUCAGGCAAAAAAGUCAGUCGUCUCAUCCACCAUUGUAUAUCUAUCGUACUCUUUAAAGCCGAGAUCUGGAGAUUUGGAUAUGGAGAAAUGUAUAGGAACCCUGCCACAGAAGGACCUAUGACGUGUGUAUUAAAUGGACAUUUUUUUUAUAGCCUACAGGUCUGUACUCAACCAGCUCAACCAAAACUCCUCCUGCAGUCUUUGAUCUCUGUGUGUUUCAGUCCCCUUCUUAUGGCAACCUUUAUGUUUCAAGGUUCUCAAUCCAGUAACCUAUGUAAAGGGUUCAUUGUUUUUGGUUUUUAUUACGGUAUCUACAAUCCUAGUAAAAAUGGGUUAAAACGAGAUUUGAAUGCAAAUGAGUUACACCAGCUGCUGGGACCCUGGUAUACCUGGGUGAAAAUCUGAAUAU